Molecule: messenger RNA, 1122 nt
Organism: Ogataea polymorpha
Lineage: Eukaryota; Fungi; Ascomycota; Pichiomycetes; Pichiales; Pichiaceae
Exons: 1
Coding region: 89-901 (270 amino acids)
Biological process (GO): lipid homeostasis
Cellular component (GO): membrane; endoplasmic reticulum
Source: RefSeq, a predicted model, not a curated record
UCUAAAGUCCUUGGGUAUAUUUUUUUUAUAAUUUUUACAUAAGCACCGAUUUCACAUUUUAUUUGUUGGGCCAAACACGUUCAAACUCAUGCUCUAUAUUGACCAGGAUCCAUUUUUGAAAUACAAUCCGUACCUGGAGUCUGCAAAGACGCCGUUCCAAAGACACUGGCAUGAAAUUGUAGCCAGCGCGUUGUUCUAUCAUGCAAUCACCAUGGCUGCCCCGUUGAUCAAUACCGCGAUCUUUGGAAAGCAUUACACAGGCAUCACCAAUAAAAAACGCAAACUCAACUUUGACAUUCACAUUUCCGCAUUCGUGCAGUCCAUCGUGUCAGUUGCCCUAUGCAUCCCCAUGUUCUUCCAUCCAUACUUUAAAUCCGAUCCGGUGUUUGGAUCCUACGACUUUGCCGGAUUGACCGCCGCGCUCACCUGCGGAUAUUUCGUGUGGGACCUGCUGUACUGCUGCUUGUUCCACUUCGACAUGUUUGGCCUGCCGUACUUAUUCCACGCAGGAGCAGCACUUACCGUGUUUGGGAUGACCUUUAAAGGGUUCUGCCAGCCGUCGAUUCCUUCGUUCCUGAUCUUCGAGGCCAGUACGCCCUUCGUCAACCUGUACUGGUUUGCAUCGAGGCUCCCAAAGGGGGCUGUGAACGAGACACUGUUUAUUGUGAACGGAGUUCUGCUAAUUGUUUCGUUCUUCUUGUGCCGGAUCGUCUGGGGCAUCUACGCUGCCUUCAGAACUUUCUAUAUCUGCUUCCAAGUGCGUGAACAGCUGCCAACCGGGAGCCUGCCCAUCACCAUAGUGCUCAACAUUGGCCUCAAUGUGCUCAACAUCCACUGGUUUUCCAAGAUGGUGCUUCUGGCAUACAAACAAUUUGCUCGCUCAGGAGAGAAACACGAGUAGCUCGCGAUAGACAUCCGUGCACCAGCUACCCCACAAAAAACAGCGUAAGCGGUGCUGGAAUUUUCCAGAAAUUGCCUUAGUAUGGAGAAGGUACCAGCAACCGACAGUCGACACCAGAGUUUCCAUAUGUUUCCAUCCGAUGUAGCAUUUUUUUGUAUAUAAAGCGGGCCUCAUGCCACGCAUAUUUCCUCAGUAUUAAUUCAAGAUGUCUAAAGCAGUCG